Amphiprion ocellaris (clown anemonefish) is the source of this 10362-nucleotide messenger RNA. RefSeq names its product histidine-rich glycoprotein-like. Bases 1255 to 2358 code for a protein of 367 amino acids. NCBI's taxonomy places the organism in Eukaryota, Metazoa, Chordata, Actinopteri, Pomacentridae. The transcript is spliced from 7 exons. The record is from RefSeq and is a predicted model, not a curated record.
GUGUGUGUGUGUGUGUGUGUGUGUCUGUGUGUGUGUGUGUGUGUCUGUGUGUGUCUGUGUCUGUGUGUGUGUGUCUGUGUGUGUCUGUGUGUGUGUGUGUGUGUGUGUGUGUGUGUGUGUGUGUGUGUGUGUGUCUGUGUGUGUGUGUGUGUGUCUGUGUGUGUCUGUGUCUGUGUGUGUGUGUCUGUGUGUGUCUGUGUGUGUGUGUGUGUGUCUGUGUCUGUGUGUGUCUGUGUGUGUGUGUGUGUGUGUGUGUGUGUGUGUGUCUGUGUCUGUGUCUGUGUCUGUGUCUGUGUCUGUGUGUGUGUGUGUGUGUGUGUGUGUGUGUGUGUGUGUGUGUGUGUGUCUGUGUGUGCUGAUGGACUCAACAGGUGUGGGAGGGGAAGUGUUGAGAGUCAAAGGAAUCUCUGAAAUUAUCGUCUCUUGAUUCUCUAAUAGCCCCUGAUGUCUCUCAUCACACUGUCGUUUUGUGUCUUUUUAGUCCUUUUGUACCUUCUCUUAGUUGUUUUGUGUCUGUUUGUGGUUGUUUUGUGUCUUUGAGGUAAUUUUGUGUCUCAUUUUGGUUGUUUUGUGUCUUUGAGGUAAUUUUGUGUCUCAUUUUGGUUGUUUUGUGUCUAUUUUCAGUCAUUCUGUUUGUGGUCGUGGGUGUUUUGUGUCUCUUUAAAGAUGUUUUGUGUCGUGAUUGCACACCAAGACACAAACAUCCACAGUUAUGUUUUCAGGCAUCUUUUGAUUUCUAUGUUUUUACAUUAAGACUCGUCUUUUUUCUGAUCGUGGCUCCAACUUGUGCAGGAAAAUCUCUGAAAUGUUUUUGUUUCUUCUUCUAUCUUUAGCUCCUCGUCCUUUGGGACCAGACGAGUCCUUCUGCGUUUGUCCCGGUGGACUGGGACAUCUGCAGCCUGUUCUCCAGCGCUGCCUCCACAUAUCCGCUGUAAUUCCCUGGAUUUCCUCCGUCUUGCAUCACGUCAGGCCAUGCAGCUGCUGUAAACUGUGUGGACAGAUGAGCUCUGUGCCUUUAAUUCCAGGAACAUGAACAGACCUGCAGAGAUUCUACUGUUUCCUCCUCGUUUCUCAUCCAACUGAAGUCAAACUUCACCCUCAGAACUAUGAAACUUCCAUCCAUCGUCCAUCGUGUGUUGUGCGACUGGAUGCAGCAGGUUAAUCUGCACUGAGCGAUGUUGUCGACGACAACUGGAGGCUGAACUCCUGUCCAGGAAGUUGACACCUCCGAAGUUUCCCAGAACACCAGACUGAAUGAGCUGCUCUCACACAGACACACACAGACUCACACAGACUCACACAGACACACACGGACUCACACAGACUCACACAGACACACACGGACUCACACAGACUCACACAGACUCACACAGACUCACACAGACACACACAGACUCACACAGACUCACACAGACUCACACAGACACACACGGACUCACACAGACUCACACAGACACACACGGACUCACACAGACUCACACAGACUCACACAGACACACACGGACUCACACAGACUCACACAGACUCACACAGACACACACGGACUCACACAGACUCACACGGACACACACGGACACACACGGACUCACACACAGACUCACACAGACUCACACAGACUCACACAGACACACACGGACUCACACAGACUCACACGGACACACACGGACACACACGGACUCACACACGGACUCACACAGACUCACACGGACUCACACAGACACACACAGACUCACACACGGACUCACACGGACACACACACGGACACACACACACGGAUACACACACGGACACACACACACGGAUACACACACGGACUCACACAGACUCACACAGACUCACACAGACACACACAGACUCACACACGGACACACACACGGACACACACACACGGACACACACACGGACACACACAGACUCACACAGACACACACAGACACACACAGACUCACACACGGACACACACACACAGACACACACACGGACACACACAGACUCACACAGACACACACAGACACACACAGACUCACACACAGACACACACAGACUCACACACGGACACACACGGACACACACACGGACACACACAGACUCACACAGACUCACACAGACUCACACAGACUCACACGGACACACACAGACUCACACAGACACACACAGACUCACACAGACACACACAGACUCACACAGACUCACACAGACUCACACAGACUCACACGGACACACACAGACUCACACAGACACACACAGACUCACACAGACUCACACAGACACACACAGACUCACACAGACACACACGGACACACACAGCGUGGGCGGACCGGUCGACCUCGGGGUCGGUUGUCUGGAAGUGUGGGCUGAUCUCACAGCUGACAGAAACCUUCAUGCUGCUUCCUGCUCUGACUGAUAAACCAGCGACUCGACUCCCAGCGAGGCGUGUGAUUGGCUGCUCUGACUCUCCUGUGGUCAAACGGCGUGUCCAGACUCUUGGCGUUCUGAAUCAUGAACUCGAAGGCAGAAGCUCGCUGCGGACAUCCAGCCAACAAAACCGACACACCUGCAUCUGCUAUCGGAGGAAUCGUCCAAACGCCGCCACGCUUCCUUGAUCUGUAUUCAGCCGUGGAAGGAGGUCAGAGAGGGGGAAGAUAAGACGGAGGGAUAAAAGAGACGAGCGCCGCAUACCAACGACGAGGCCUGCAGGGUCGCAACAAAGAGCCGAGUCGUCUGAAUCUGACCCCGAACCAGCCUCUAAUGAAGCUCCACAUCCUGCCGACGACUUCCUCUGAUGUGCAGCUCCACAGCAGCACGUUCUGAACCAGGCCGUUAGAGAAAACCCCUCUGCUUGUUGUCGGGACAACCAGAGGCGUUUUCUCUCUGGGCCGGCUGCAGAUCAAACGGCCUAAAAUGCCACAAAACACACAAAAAGACCCUAAAAUUAUGUAAAAGACACAAAAAUGACACAAAAAGAUGCUAAAAUGACAUAAAAAUGACACAAGGAGAUGCUAAAAUGACACAAAAAGACCCUAAAAUUAUGUAAAAGACACAUAAAGACACUAAAAUGCCACAAAAAGAUGCUGAAAUGACACAAAAAUAUGCUGAAAUGACACAAGAGACCCUGAAAUUACACAAAGACACAAAAAAGACUAAUUAGCCAACAUGUUCAAGCAGUUUCAUAUUUUUGUGUCAUUUUAGGAUCUUUUUGUGUCAUUUUUGUCUUUUUGUGUCAUUUUAGGAUCUUUUUGUGUCAUUUAGGAUCUUUUUGUGUCAUUUUAGAGUCUUGUGUCAUUUUUGUGUCAUUGUUGUGUCUUUUUGUGUUUUGUUGCCUUUUUGUGUCAUUUUAGUAUCUUUUUGCAUCAUUUUAGCAUCUUUUUGUGUCAUUUUAGUAUCUUUUUGCAUCAUUUUAGCAUCUUUUUGUGUCAUUUUAGGGUCUUUUGUGUCAUUUUUUGUCUUUUUCUGUUAUUUUAGGAUCUUUUUGUGUCUUUUUGUGUCCUUUUAGCAUCUUUUUGUGUAUUUUGUGUCUUUCUGUCAUUUUACAAUCUUUUUGUGUCGUUUUAGAGUCUUCAUGUGUCAUUUUUGUGUCAUUGCUGUGUCUUUUUGUGUCAUUUUAGCAUCUUUUUGUUGUCUUUUUGCAUCAUUUUAGCAUCCUUUUGUGUCAUUUUUGUGUCUUUGUAUGUCAUUUUAACAUAUCUUCGUGUCAUUUUUGCAUCUUUUUGUAUCAUUCUAGCAUCUUUUUGUGUCAUUCUUGCAUGCUUUCCUGCUAUUUUUGUCUCUUUAGUGUUGUUCUGUGUUACAGUGACGUGUUUCUGAGUUGUCUCUCCUUCUUCAUGGUUGUUGUGUUUUCUAAAAGUGACCCACAGUGAGUGAAAGUGAGACGGGAGCUAACAAACGGCUGCUCAGAGGGUUUGUUUGAGCCUGGUGGACUUCUUCAUGUGUGACAGUUUGAUGAUUUGGACUUUUCUCUGCUCUCUGAUUGCAUCAUUCUGUUAAACUCUUCUAGGAGCUCAUGAAAUAUUCAGAGCGGCUGCAGGACGCACAAAAACAACAAACGGCAGCCGCUCUGUGUGCAGCAGCUUCGGCUUUUUCUGAACAACGUCGUUUUCCUGCAGCUAAACACGCCUAAACCAGCAGAAUUAGCUUCAAAAUCUGCAAAACUCAAUAAUAAUUCUGGAAACUAGCAUAAAAAUGAAGCCACUGAAAGAAAACUACUUUUUCUGCUUGUGUUGGAAUAUCUGAGGUGUUUAAAGAUCAAAGAUUGUUAUUUUUUAAUUCGGACUGAACCCAGAACAGAUCAGUUUCAGUCUAAACAAACAUCUCUGUUUCUGUGUGUAAAGUUUAUCUGAAUAACAACCACAAAAAGACAACCAGAAAGAGAAACAAAACAACCAGAAAGAAAAAUAAAAUGACUACAAAGCCACACACAAAAAAGUCAGAGACAAAAGACAAAAGUCAUUCCAGAGGGUUAAGUUUAAUAUCCAUCGUCUUUUCUUGGUUUCAGUGAUGAUACUGAAGUUCCUGUAGAUCCAGAGUCAGCUGAUUCUAGGAGGAUCUGAUGGAUUGUUCAUGCAAUAAUCCACAGUACUAGUUACAGUAGUAGUACUUUUACUGCAGUAUGACUGUUCCUCCAUCUCUCAUUCAUUUCUGUCUCUGCUGGGAUCAGAGCUGCAGCUGUAGAUCUACCAGAGACACGUCCUCCACCGUCCAUCUCCACUUUCACAUCUGCUCAGGCUCAGCCGUAAACCUGCCAGGACCAGCAUUCACUGAUUUACCGUCCACUAGGAGUCCGUUCAUGUCGUCUAAAGCUGUUCUCAUCAUCUCUGUCAUUCAUAGAUCCACCUGAUUUAUCGGAUGUUUGUUGGCAGCAGCUCCAUGAGUCCUGCACGAGACAACUGAGAGCUCCACAAACAUCAGGAAAGUCUGGAUUACAGAAUCUGGAGGUUGAACUGGUUUUACUUUGAAGUGACGCCCAGAAGAAGAAGAACAUGCAGCAGGUGUCAGACCUGCAGUCUUCUCUCCUCAAAGGGUUAAACUAGUUUUCCUGGAUACCGGAAAAGUUGAUCUGAGCGGUCGGUCGCCUGCAGGUCUGUCAGCGGCUCCUGGAUUAGAAGCACGUCUAGAAAAGCAAACUCACCUCUCCUGCUGCGGUGACGAGAAGAUCAACCGCUGAGAUCACCGGGAACGUUUCCUGCAGGUCGUCCAGAAGCUCCUCUGCUGUCUGGAGAAUGAGAGGAAGCUGCUACCUGUAGAGCCAGGACCAGCUCAGGCUCUCCUGAAGGUCCCGGCCUAGACCACCUCGUCCAGAUGUGUGUGGAGCAGAGCAGAGCAGCAGGUCUUCAGGGGGAACCGGAGGACUUUUCCUCCCGGCAGCAGCUGCUCUGAGCCCAGAGUCUGGACUGGCAGGAGGCUGCAGCUGCAACCCUAAGCUGUCUGGAUCCUCCUCUGCUGCUGCUGCUGCUGCUGCUGCUGCUGCUGCUGCUGCUCCGACUGCACGACUGGAGCUCCAACGCAAGAAACCCACACUGGAAUAGUUGUGUGAUUGUUCAGAGUGUGUGUGUGUGUGUGUGUGUGUGUGUGUGUGUGUGUGUGUGUGUGUGUGUGUGUGUGUGUGUGUGUGUGUGUGUGUGUGUGUGUGUGUAUGUGUGUGUGUGUGUGUGUGUGUUCUCCCAGAUUCCUCGAAUAGUGAGUCGGCAGCUCACAUGGCUUCACUCCUCCUCACUACAGCUACACAACUGCACAACUCCUGACCCACUGGACUCUACGUGCACCGACACACUUCACUUUGUGGUCAGUUUGUGUGUUCUUGUAAUGAUUUUGUGUUUCCUUGCAGUCAUUUUGUGUCUCUUUCUGUUACUUUGUAGUACAUUUUGUGUAUCUUUGUGUCUUCUGUUGGUCAUUUUGUGUUUCCUUAUUGUAAUUUUGUGUAUCUCUGUGGUCAUUUUAUGUUAUUUUGUGUCACUUAAUGUUACUUUGUAGUAAUUUUGUACCUCUUUUUAUGUUGUUGUAUGGUUGUUUCUGUGUGUUUUUGCUCGACUUGUGUCUUUUUGUGUCUCUCUGUGGCCAAUUUGUGUUAUUUUGUGUUAGUUGGUAGUCAUUUUUGUCUGUGUUUGUGGUAGUUUUGUGUGUCCUUGAGUCUUUUGGUGGUCAUUUUGUGUUUCCUUGUUGUAAUUUUGUCUAUCUUUGUGAUCAUUUUGUGUUAUUUUGUGUCUUUUCUGGGUCACUUUAUGUUACUUUGUUGUAAUUUUGUGUCUCUUUGUGAUGGGAUUGUGUUUUUUGUUUCAUUUUUGUGGUCAUUUUGUGUCUUUUUUGUGUUACUUUAUGUUACUUUGUAGUAAUUUUUGUUUCUGUUUGUGACAGUUUUGUGUCUCCUUGUGUCUUCUGGUGAUCAGUUUGUGUUUCCUUGUUGUAAUUUUGUGUUUAUUUGUGGUUGUUUUGUCGCUUUUUGUGGCCCUUUGUGUCACUUUCUGUCUCUUUGUAAUCACUUUGUGUAUCUUUGUGGUCAUAUUGCAUCGCUUUCACUCUGUGUGUUUUGGUUUUGUGUCUCUAUUUGUGGUCAUUCUGUAAAUAAUCUCUUCUUGGACACCUGUAGUAUUUCAGUUUCUCCAAAGUGAAAUAUUAAAAUAUUCGCAUCAUUUCCCUAAAAGUCUGACAUGUUUGGGAUUGUAAAUAAAGUUUGGGAAGUUUUUUUAAGGCUGAAGCAGCAGAGGAAAGUUAUAAUAAUAAUAAUAAUAAUAAUCCGGACAUACCUUCGUCCCGAUCUGGUUCCCGCACUGACCCGCCUGGAUGUGAACGAUUUCCCGCAUCCUGACCUCCGGUGUGUCCGUCCUCCUGUCGGUGCUGCUCGGUUCCGGUAUCCGUCCUCCGGUGCUGCUCGCCGGUGCGCGUCUGUUCAGCGGGAGCGCGCCGCCUGCUUCUUGUCCUCUCGUCGAGCGCGUCCCCGCGGCCCCGCAGCCCCGCCCUGCUGGGAGGCCCCCAGUCAGCAUUCAGCUCCUGUGCUGGGUUUACUGGGUUUACUGGGUUUACUGGGUUUACUGGGUUUACUGGGUUUACUGGGUUUACUGGUCCCAGCUGGAGCCGCUGGUCUCCUGAUGGACUCAUACUGGUAAUACUGACACACAAUGUGAAUAAACCGCUAACAAAUGUUUAAAAACCGCCAAUAAUCCCCAAAUGUUCUGUAAAAUACCGAAAAAUAAUCAUGUCACGAGAGUACAGAAGUUUUCCAGAAUUAAAAUUCUCUUUCCAGCUUCAGUUGGAAUCAUGUGUAUUUAUCAGAUUUUGAAUGUUUAAUGAAGGAUAUUUACAUAAUGACCAGAAUGUAAUGUGUCUCUGUGGUUGUUAUGAAUCUUUAUAUAGCUGUUUUGUGCUUCUUUGUGGUUGUUUUCUAUCUUUUAAUUGUCCCUUUGCAUGCAUUAACCUCCUGCUGGGUUUACUAUUACUACUAUUGGUCAUUUUGUGAUAACUUUAUGUGUCUUUGUCAUCAUUUUGUGUCUCUUAAUGGUCUCUUUACGUCAUUUUGGCCAUUUUGUGCAUUUUUGUUGUCAUUCUCUGUGUAUUUGACAAUAUUUUGUGUGUAUUUAAGGUCAUUUUUUGUCUCUUAAUGGUCUUUUUGUCUCAUUUUUGACAUUUUGUGUCUCUGUUGUGGUUGUUUGUGUCUCUUUUGGUAAUUUCAUGUGUCCUUGUCAUUUUGUGCACAUUUGUGGUCUAUUAGUCUCACUUUGGUCAUUUUGUGUUGCUUUGUGGUCAUUUUGUGUGUAUUUGAGAACAUUUUGAGUUGUUAUCUUUUCGUUAAACACGUCCUGCUGUUCACCUGCAGUGUGUUUCCCUACAGGAAGUGAGAGUUUCUCCUCCAGAUAUGUAACGAGUCAUCUAAACUAAACUGAGAGGGAUGUCUCUGUCGGGGGACACGUGCCAGACAUUCCCUCAUGAUGAUGAUGAUGAUGAUGAUGAUGAUGAUGAUGAUGAUGAUGAUGAUGAUGAUGAUGAUGAUGAUGAUGAUGAUGAUGAAGCCUGGGUCAGCUGCUGCUUGCCUCAGCAGUGUCGGCUUACAGCCCAGUGUGAGCUGUAAACCAGGAAUGUGUCGCUGUCCUGCUCGUCUUCAUCAGCUGAUCCCAAGCUCAAGUUGCUUUGUAGAGAAAAAAACACACAAAUGCAUGAAAAAUGUAAAAUAUGUGCUUAAAAGCUGGUAAUAGUCCAGCAGAUGGAGCCACAAACACACACACAUGUUGUUUAACCCUCAAGUCGUCCUGUGGGUCAAACUGAUCCGUUUUAAACUUUGAAAAUGCGAAGAAAAAAUAUUUUCACAGUGAAAACUACCACAUUUUCAACAUUUGGGGAAAUUUUUGAAAAUUUUUUGGUGGAAAAAAGAAAUGUUAAAAAAAUGUUUCUUUAAAAACAUUCGGGAAGAAAAUGUUCUUAAAGUAUUAGAACUUGUACUUACAUAUAUGGAAUCACUUUAGAUAUUUUUAGGAUUUUUUUUGGAAGAUUUUUAUUCAUUUUUGAAAGUAUUUACAAUUUUAAUUUUUAAAAUUUUUAUUUCUUGCCAAAUUUGAGGAUUUAUUAUUUUUUUUAAAUAAAACUUUUCAGGGAAAUUUUUAAGGAAUUUUCUUCCUGAAGGUUUUGCACAUUUUUAAAAAUUUGGGGAAUUUUUUGCUGAAUUUUUGGAUUUUUUUUCAGACAAAGGAACAAUAUUGUUUUGCGCCGUAAAUGAGGACAACAGGAGGGUUAAUUACCAGGAAAGAACCAUGAGGUGAAAUUACAGAACUCCUCCCUAUUUAAGAUUCACUUUCCAGCCUAAAUAUCACAUGAGCUCAUUUAGUUUUAUAUUUAUGCACCAAUAAUAUAAAACGAGUCUCUUUGUCAUCAUUUUGUGUCUUUUUGGACAUUUUACAUGUUUGUGGGGGUUUUUUUUGUCUCAUCAGGUCAUAUUGUGUGUCUUUUUGAUUGGUUUUGUAUUUUUGGCUGGUAAUUCUUGUAUUUGUGGACAUUUUUGAGAUUUUUUUUUGCCUAGUUGUGUUUUUUUGUUUCAAUUGUGACAUUUUGUGUCUCUUUGGUGGUUUAUUUAGUCUCUUUUUGGUAAUUUCAUGUCACUUUGAGGUCAGUUUGUGUCUCUGUGGUCAUUGUGUGUCUCUUUGUGGUUAUUUUGUCUCAUCUGGUCAUUUUGUCUCACUUUGUCGUCAUUUUAUGUCUCUUUGUCGUCAUUUUGUGUCUGUUUGUUGUCAAUUUCUGUCUCUUUGUGGUCAUUUUGUGUCUCUUUUUAGACGUUUUUGUGUCUGUGGUGAUUUUCUGUCUCUUUGUGGUCAUUCUCUGUGUAUUUAUAGACAUUUUGUGUGUAUUUGUGUUCAUAUUGUGAGUAUUUGUGGUCUUUUUGUCUCAUUUUGGUCAUUUUUGUGUCUGUUUGUGGUCAUUUUGUUUCAUUGUGGACACUUUGCGUUUCUUUUUGGUAAUUUUUUUCUCUUUGUGGUCUGUCCUGGUCAUUUUGUGGUACUUUUCUGUAUCUUUGUCAUCAUUUGUGUGAGCUGUGGCAGGACUCUCUCUCCCCUACAGGUGUGUGAUGCUGAUGAGAGGUGCAGGUGUUUCCCAUCUGCAAUCAGCAGAUGGUGUGCAGGUGGAUGGAGGGCAGCUAAUCAGCUUCUGUUGUGUCUCUAUAAAGACUGCGCUCAGUCGUGGGUUGAUGCUGGACCGUCUUCGUCCCUCCAGUCAGUGCUGUGAGCUGAACUGUCUGAGCCACGGUCUUUUUUGUUCAACCAGUAAUUCUGUUUUCUUGUGUUUAGUGCUGACCUCUGCCUGCUGUUGGUUCCUGAUUCCUCUGGUUCGCCAUCUAGUCCUCCGUUCUUCUCCGUGGAUUCUGUUGGAUUGAGGAAACUGGCCGUCGUCAGAACCACCAGGAUAACACCAACCACAGCACCUGGAGUGUCUGGAUCCAUCUUACCUCCCUCUCCUCCUGCCAUAUCUACCAUCCUCGUGUCCCCUUAGUGAAAGGAGGCUCCUAGGAAGAACCAAGAGGAGAUGAAUUCACCCUCCUUCUCUUCUAGAGUCAGUAAGGUUCUCCAGCCCUAGAGUCACCAGACGUAGAUUAUACCAACCUGUUUUUGUCGGCUCUUAACCUUUGGGGUUUUUUAGGUUAGAGCUUUUGGGGGUUUCACUACAGUUACUGGUUGUUUUGAGUUUUAGUUGGGUUUCCUUAGUUGUUUUCCUGCUUGGUUUUACCAAUAGUGGGUUAAUUGUAGUUUUGGGUUUUGUUUUUAGUCCUCCUUACCUCUAGAGGCGUUUAUGUUCAGUUCUUUCUUAGUGACCUCUGGCUCGGAUUUGUAGUUCUGGUUUUUCUUAUGCGUGUAUUCCUUGAGUCUGUAAAUAAAGCAUUUUAAAACACAA